GCAUGGCGGAGCACAUCUCCGGGCUCGUCCGGAGUGCAGCCAGGUCGUAAGCCAUCCAGGUGAGUCGCACUGCGGGUCAAGACGAGGACGUAGGUGGGUGACGCAAGACUUUGGAGCAAAAUUCCACGAGAGGUGAAGGCAAAACCUGAUGAAUUUUCAACGUCCUCGACCAUCCGCUCCAGCUCCUGGUUCAGUUCCAGGACUCCGUCACUCGUCUUCUGCCGUUCAAGUGGCAGCGUCGAGUCGGUCAUCUACCAUCAAAACCAAGUCCUUUCUAGCCGUUCAGUCGUCACCCGCUUCGUUCAAAAUGUACAAAUUAUAUCGUUAUAUAUGACGAAUAUGUAUAUAUAUAUAUAUAUAUGACGUGUAUAUACAUGUGUGACGAGCAUUUUCCUGCAACCUGUUAGCUACAUGGCGCCGUUUGGUUGUUGAGUGACAGCAGCUAACCUGCUAACAAACCUCGUCAACACAAAGAGCGACAGAAAUACCAACUUUUUCGAUGACUUUGGUCAUGAAUUAACUGCACGGCGUGUUUCUACCGCUGUGAAAUAUGAGUGUAACUUACAAUGGAGGCUUGUCCACGCUGAAUUAGAAAGUAGUUUUAAGUUAACUUGACCAUGUGACGUACCUUACGGACGUCUUGUGAAGAUGACGUAAAAAUCCGCACGAAAUGUCGUCCCACCUGUUAAAAUAAAUAAUUUUAUAAUCGCGCAUUACUUGAAGAAAUGCCAAGUUUAACACCUAUAUAUACAUAUGAAAAUAAAAAAAAUAACUGCCGUGCCAUUAAUAAAAAAUGAAAUGUCAUCAGUAGUGAGAAAUAUUAUUGAAAGUGGAAUAAAUUGAAAAUACAAAACACAGCAACAAAGAUAUAUUUGUUUUCAUAAUUUGCAGUAUUUUAGUUGAAUGACUAAUUAAAUGUAUAUAUUUUAUUUGACAAUUGAAAAUAUUUUAUAUGCGAAAUUGUGGUUGUUAACACUUACAAUUUAUAGUUGUAAUUGUAUCAAAUUAUAUUUAAGGUAAUGAAUGCAUACACAAAUACAUAAAGAGCAACAGAACAUUAAAGUCCUACAAGUAACUGUUCAAGCCUAUUUUCAUAAAGUUGAAUCAGUGAUAAUAAAAUUGUAAAUACACACUAGACCUUGCCGUCAGAGAACAAUGAAAUUUGUUGUUGAGAAAUAGAAACCCUGGAGGAAAAGAAUUAGCUGACUGUCGGAAAAAAACGGACAAAAAGCAGGAACAGACGCCUCACCUGAGGUGGCAGCCAAUCACACGUCAGGGGGGCGGUGUCAUGCAGGUAUGACAGGUGACAUCUUGACAUAAAGCAAGGGCAAGCAGAGGAGAGACCAGAGGAGCCUGGUGCUUGUUGAGGACUCAACAUUUGCCCGUGUUCGACCAGUUUGAGGAACCGUCUGUGACGUUGACCGAGAAGAAGCUGCUGGGACAUGUCUUCGUUCGAGACCCAGGGUCAGUCUCCUCCUCGCUGUGGCCCACAGUUCCCCAGUCUGGGCCAGGAGCCCCCGGAGCUCAGCAUGUACAGCGACUGCUACUACCCUCCGCCGUCCCUGCCCAGCCCGCAGCGGACCACGCCGACCUCCUACGACCUGAGCGACUACACCAGCACCACCCCGAAUCCCUACAUCUGGUUCAACAGCUCUGGGAUCAACACUGCGUCCUACCUGGCUUCUUCCGGUCCUCCCGGGAACCCCGGUCCUCCCUUCGUGCCUCAGCACUACGGCAUGCAGAGGCCGUACCUGGGACCCAGCGCUGCCGGGCCUGGUGGUGAGUUGAGCUGGUUCUCUCUGCCCUCCCAAGAAGACUUGAUGAAGCUGGUGAGACCGCCUUACUCCUACUCCGCUCUGAUCGCCAUGGCAAUUCACGGCGCACCAGACAGACGACUCACAUUAAGUCAGAUCUACCAGUACGUUGCCGACAACUUUCCGUUCUACAACAAGAGCAAAGCUGGCUGGCAGAACUCCAUCAGACACAACCUGUCGCUCAACGACUGCUUCAAGAAAGUGCCAAGAGACGAGGACGACCCGGGCAAGGGCAACUACUGGACCCUGGACCCAAACUGUGAAAAGAUGUUUGACAACGGCAACUUUCGUCGCAAGAGGAAGAGAAAGUCUGACUCCCUCAAUGGAAGCGACAGCAGCGCCGGCGCCCCUGAAUCCGGCGACAGUGAAAGGGGCAGCCCAAAGCACCCUGCCCUCAACAUCUCCCCCUCUCCAGACAGGAUCCCCUCCCCAUCGUCGUCAGGUCCUGCUCCCUGCCUGAGCAGCUUCUUGUCUGAGAUGUCCGGCGUGACGGCGACGGAGGUGGGGGGCGAUGGACUGAGCAGGCCCCUGCAGAUCAACCUUCCCAUAGACAGCGCUCACCGGCUCCCGCAGCCGGGAACCUUCAGCAGCUUCUCUUCAAACUCCACGGGCUCAGAGUGGCUCCCUCAAGUCACAGCCCCCCCUGUGCUUUCCUCCUCACCCACCCACACCUCCCUAGGGUACACAAGCCCAAUCCUCAGCCAGUACAGCAACUCCAGCGGGCACUUUUACCCUCCGCUGAGCUCGGCGGGAAUCGUCUACCACCGUGAGGGUACAGAAGUUUAACCCCCCCUCCCUCCUCGCCCCUUGUUGCCUUGAAAGUCGCCGUAUGUUUGCGCUGACUGCGACAGUUUAUAUCACUACCGUGUGACGGAUGAGUAGCAAGACUCUGAUUCCCACAGGAACGGCUGACUCAGCAGUAAAGAAACAGUGUCAACUCCGUCAACCGCCACCAGACCUGCUAUCAGAUCCACAGUCAGCUUAAAUCUGGACCAAGUCUCUAUCAGAUCUGAGUCAUUACUAACAGAUCCGAUGUGCUGAAGCAAGGCCGUUCCACAAAGCUCCCUGUGAUUCUUUGAUGGUAUCAGCGACAACAAGAAGAGCAGCCAGAUACAACCUUUGUCUACAAACAGUGUUGCUUCUCUAGAAAAGACACCUGUUCCAAUGCAGAACCACUGUCCUCUUUUUUAUAUAUAUAUAUGUAACUCAAGUAUUGUACAUAUGUUUGUGUUCUUCAUUUAUACUACUGGUUUGUUGGUCAACAUGUAUUCAUAACUUAAAGUAUUUCCUGUGUGAUUCCUGUUUUUAUAUAAAUAAAAGACUCUU
Messenger RNA from Synchiropus splendidus (mandarinfish), 3140 nucleotides. RefSeq names its product forkhead box I3b (gene foxi3b). The transcript is spliced from 2 exons. Lineage: Eukaryota; Metazoa; Chordata; Actinopteri; Syngnathiformes; Callionymidae. Gene Ontology annotation, biological process: cell differentiation; anatomical structure morphogenesis; regulation of transcription by RNA polymerase II. Gene Ontology annotation, molecular function: RNA polymerase II cis-regulatory region sequence-specific DNA binding; DNA-binding transcription factor activity, RNA polymerase II-specific. The record is from RefSeq and is a predicted model, not a curated record. The coding region runs from base 1443 to 2600 and encodes 385 amino acids.